AUGGGCGAAGAUCUGCAGGCGGGCAUCUUCUUCUUCGGCAGCUCCAACAGUCUGAUAAACCCGCUCAUCUACGGCGCCUUUCAUCUGAUUCCGAUCCGGAGGCGGAAUAAUCAGUACAAUCAACAUGUAAGGGAAGGAUCGGUGUAUUUUCAACGCUCUUCUACCUGCAACAAUCAGAAUGGCGCCACACCCCUCCAUCACUCGCAGCAGCAGAAACCACAAUAUUUGCAACAGCAGCACCACCAUCAUUCGUCUCAGCAACGGCAACAGCUGCAGCGAAACAACUAUCUCUCGUCAACGGCCAGCGCUACGGCUGCAGCGGCCCAUAUCGAUCCACUGUCUGCCGACGCCAUUGCAUCGAACAACAACAACAGCACCACCAGCAGCAGCGGCAACAACAACAACAACAAUAGACAGCAAUACUCGCGCUCUCAUUCGCGAUCCCACUCCCGAUCGCAUUCGUACUCGCGCUCGCAAUCACACUCGCAGUCGCACUCGUGUUCGUAUCACGAUUCACAUUCGCAUCACGAUUCCUACUCCGGACAGCCGGACAACGGCCAAUCCCGAUCGCCGUCCAAUCUGGCCGAGGAAAUAUCGCUGAUGGCACUAGAACGGGAUCUGAAGACGCUGGACGAAAGUGCCAACCAGAUUCAUCUUCGAAGCACCAAUGGGUCCCUGGCCAGCAAGCGAAGCCUGACGAGGAAAUUUUUCACGCUGACGCUGCUCCUGAGGCGAACGAGACCGACGAAGCUGUAAAGCGUGGGGAGGAAUAUACGACCCCCACGAGAUGAUGCUGUGCUGGCUCCAGAAAGCAAGUUUUAGAUAUAAGCGCCAUUGUAAAUAGAUUCAAACAUGCAUUUAGCGCCAGAAAGCAAGCAACAAAACAGACAGGACAUAAUCGUAUCGCGCGAACAGGGUUGCCAGAGGGAUGCCA
Molecule: messenger RNA, 934 nt
Organism: Uranotaenia lowii
Lineage: Eukaryota; Metazoa; Arthropoda; Insecta; Diptera; Culicidae
Product: probable serine/threonine-protein kinase MARK-A
Exons: 2
Source: RefSeq, a predicted model, not a curated record